This is a messenger RNA of Plectropomus leopardus (leopard coralgrouper), 3577 nucleotides long. It is a transcript of the gene egln1a, whose product is annotated as egl-9 family hypoxia-inducible factor 1a. Lineage: Eukaryota; Metazoa; Chordata; Actinopteri; Perciformes; Serranidae. The record is from RefSeq and is a predicted model, not a curated record. Gene Ontology annotation, cellular component: cytoplasm; nucleus. Gene Ontology annotation, molecular function: ferrous iron binding; L-ascorbic acid binding; peptidyl-proline 4-dioxygenase activity. Gene Ontology annotation, biological process: peptidyl-proline hydroxylation to 4-hydroxy-L-proline; cellular response to hypoxia.
CGGAGCGGCGCCAUGCACUACCCUCGGACCGACAGCUAGCCAGCUGAAAUCCCUCCUGAAGACCUCGACCCAGCCCGAAAUGCUUGGUCCAGGGUUCACGUUGUUGUGUUAUAUCACUGAUACAAGAUGUGAAGAGGGAGUAAGCGUGAUAAAAUGGCGAGGUUUUGAGUCUUACUUUUCCGUCUCGCUCGGUGUAGCGUGGCAGGGGCAGUGGAUCGUUUCCAAAGUUGUCGGUUAGCAGCGCGCGUGUGAAGGAUCGGAAUUAAAGGCGUAGUGCACCCGUUGUAGCCGCUAACAUGGAGAAGCAGCAGCAGAGCGAUUUGGACCGAGAUCGACAGUACUGUGAACUUUGUGGGAAAAUGGAGAACCUCCUCAAGUGUGGAAGGUGCCGGAGCUCCUUCUACUGCAGCAAGGAGCACCAGAAACAGCACUGGAAGAAACACAAGCUCAUCUGUAAGGAGACGGACAAGGUUCCCAAACAGAAGCCGGAGCAGCCGCCGGGGGACGACAAGGAGAAAACCCGGGAAAAGAUAAGCCCAGAGCAGGCGGACAGCGCGUCUCUACCACAAACCACAAACACAGAAGCACCUGGGGACGGCGACGGACCGGGAGAGGACGGGUCUAACAACACCGCCACACCUAACGGACAGACGAGCUCGUCCGCUCAGAAACUUGCCAUGGAGUACAUAGUCCCGUGUAUGAACAAGCACGGUAUCUGUGUGGUGGACAACUUUUUAGGAGCAGAGACCGGUCAGGGCAUUUUGGAUAAUGUCAAAGCCCUACACAAAACGGGCAAGUUCACAGACGGUCAGUUGGUGAGUCAAAAAAGCGACUCCACUAAAGACAUCCGUGGGGACAAAAUCACGUGGAUAGAGGGGAGGGAGGCCGGCUGCGAGAAGAUCCGCUUUCUCAUGAGUCGUAUGGACGACCUGAUCAGACAUUGUAACGGCAAACUGGGAAACUACACAAUAAAUGGAAGGACAAAAGCGAUGGUGGCAUGUUACCCUGGAAACGGAACAGGAUACGUGCGCCACGUGGAUAACCCUAACGGCGAUGGACGCUGUGUCACAUGCAUAUAUUACCUUAAUAAAGAUUGGACUGCCAAGGAACACGGAGGCCUUCUUCGGAUCUUCCCAGAAGGAAAAGCCCAGUUUGCUGACAUAGAGCCCAAAUUUGACCGUCUGCUGCUGUUCUGGUCCGACAGACGGAAUCCUCACGAGGUUCAGCCCGCCUUCGCUACCAGGUAUGCCAUCACAGUGUGGUAUUUUGAUGCAGAUGAGCGAGCCCGAGCUAAAGAAAAGUACUUAACAGGUGCAGGAGAAAAAGGAGUAAAGGUUGAACUUGGCAAACCAUCAGAUCCCAGCUAAUGGGAGGCCAGCGUCCCCUACAAACAGCCAUUAAGUGCUCAGUCCUAAGAAAGUGGCCUAUAGAGAGCAUGUGUGUGUGUGUUUUACAAGGCAAAACAGCAGACUUUUGCAUGAGUGGGUGGAAGAUCCAUUCUUAUGGAGACAAAGCAAACAAAAACAGCAAUUUCUGUUCGUUUUCAGAAAACCGGGUCAACCCAGAGGACCUUGAAUGUCAUGACAUUGUACUGAAAGGGAUUGUGUGUUAUGUUUUUUUUCUCCCUUUCACCUCUUCGGUGGAGAUUGCUUACGUUGACAUUUUCAGAAAAUCAACAGGAAUUAAACUCCCCGAGAAUCUACAUCUUUUGCAUAUUGGUUUUUGCAGUUAUUUCCUUAAAGGUACAGUGUUCUGCAUAUGCUUAAUGUGUUAUGCUUUUCACAUGGAAUCAGCUGUUAUAAGCUACUGUAUAGCAAAAUGUACUUGAGGUUGCAAUAAUAUGAGGAAUGAUCUGAAUUAAAAACACCCUUUUUCUGACAGAAAACUGUUUGGUCUUAGUUUGAAUUUGAUCAUUUGCAACACAGUCAAUGCUAACUGUGUAUUUGUGGUUCUCCUAUUCCCUGAAUACAAUAUUUCAUUUAAUUAGCGCAGACAUAAGGAGAAACAUACAUCUGUCAGCAGCAUAACUGCUUCUCAACCUUUACGGUUUGCACUAUAUGUAGUGUCAUGCUGCCCUCUGCAGGCCUUUGGUGCACUGCACCUAUUUAUACAUAUUUUAUUUGGACUUGAUCAUAAAUAAAAUUCUCUAUGAGGCAAAUAAAAUUUCUCACACUAAAAAAACUGAGAGGAAAAACAUACUUAAAAACUACCCAUCAGCAAAUUCAACCCCAAAAUCAAUAUCUGCUGCACUGUCUUUAUGACUCUGAAAUAAGCAUAUGUUAGUGAUGAUCUCUAAAACAUGAUGUGAUUUCAAUAUUUCAGUAUACUGAUCAAGUGGUAAGUGACACACAAUUAUUGGGUAAACUGUUGUAUAAACAGCUUUGCAAAUUCAUUUUUUCUGCACUAUGUACCACAGCUGCCUGUUUGUUUCAGCCUUUGGUUAAAUUUAGAAGUGGCUUUACAUUUACACUUUCUGCAUUAGCUGACAAAUCAACCCUCUAAAAAAUAAGUCACUAAUCUAAUCUGUAAAACUUUUUAACUAAUUCAGACCUUUUCUAAGACAAUCUCAAAGUUUAAAGGAGCUUGAUGCAACAUUCAGAGCUUUCAUAUUGCAGCAACUUUUAAGACCAUGCUGAUGAUGUAAGCUCAACAUUCUGUUUCUCUGUAUCAGGACUCUCUUAAAGUGGGCCGGAGUGCUCGCCUUGACAGACACUCUGAAACCAAUCAGAAACGAAAACGAAACAUUUGACCAAUUAACUACAACAGCGUCGCUGAUUGGUUGCUUACAUUGUCAAGGUAACGUCUACUACAGUGCGGAUCAUUGAUUGGCCCUAAAUGGAUUUUAAUUCCUCAAUACGAGGCGUGAAGGCAUUGUGUUCAGACUGAUACAGAGAGCGAAUGAGAUUGUUAUGCUCACAUCAGCAGGAUGGUCAUGCCUGGCUAGCAGCAAACCACUGUUUGCUAUGUAAAGAGAAAGUGGAGUAACAGCAUCAUCAGCAGAGAAUGAAGUCAUGUUCCCUCUACAUGUGUUGUAAUCUGAGCUUCUCUGUUUUUUGUUGCGGUAGACAGUCUGGCAGCGUGAGCAUGUGAGUCCCUUGUGUGUGUCGCACUGGUUAGCUCAUUGCUGUCGCUCUGCACUGCCCUCAUUUGACGGUUAUCACUAAUAAUACCAUUAGGAACCACAACAGGGGAUUAGUGUUGUUGUCGAGGUGUAGUGCCCACCCUCUGGUUCCCCCCAAGGUCACUGGAAGCUCUGUCGGUAGUGUUGCCGUUGUUAGUACUGUUUGUGCUGUUAGUUGCUAGCUGCCAGUUAAGCCGACUCCAUGUUGAGAGCCGUGUGCAAACAACCUGAAUCAGACUGCAUCAUAGAUCUGCUCUGAAUGUCGUAUACAGCUCCUCCAAGCCUCACAAGUGCACAGUUUGAGUGUUUUUAUAUUGUAAACUGACCACAAACUUCUUUCUAAAUUUUAAAGUAUUGUCCUUUGUGAAGUUCCUGGGUACAUCAUGUCUUUUGCUUUUAUAAGGCAACUAUCUUUGGAAAAAAGCUCAUUAAUAAAAUGGGGAGAACUGCAAAACA